Molecule: messenger RNA, 552 nt
Organism: Williopsis jadinii
Lineage: Eukaryota; Fungi; Ascomycota; Saccharomycetes; Phaffomycetales; Wickerhamomycetaceae
Gene: GLC8
Product: PP1-complex regulatory subunit GLC8
Exons: 1
Biological process (GO): regulation of signal transduction
Molecular function (GO): protein phosphatase inhibitor activity
Source: RefSeq, a predicted model, not a curated record
AGCGAAGAGCAUAAGAAGAUAGUUGCGAAGCAGCAGCAGGAGGAAGCUGAGCAGCGGGCACUACAGGUUGAGCAGGAGAGAUUGCAAUGGAACAAGAAGAACCUUGAGGACAAUGAGGUUAUACAGAAGCAGAUCUUGGAGAACAUGGAAACAACCAUCGAUGAGCCAAAGACGCCGUUCCAGCACGCCACUGAGGUGAAUGAAUACUACAAGGAGGAUGAGGAUGAGCUCGAAGACUUCUCGCUGGGGGCUCCUGAGUUCUCUGUUCCUUCAGAGGAGGAGGAAUCCACAGGUGUGCCUGUGGAGCGUGUUGAGUCUCACGUAUCGCUCGGAGGUGUACCUGAUCCUAGCGAGCUACACAAGGGACAGCCGCCAGAUCACCACAUGACGUUUGAGGAGAAGAAGAAGCUACACUACCACCACGAGGCUCCGCAAUUCCACCCGGUGGAGGACGCUGAUGACGAUGGCGAGGAUGAGGCCCCAGAGAGGAAGAUGUCAUUUGCAGAGAAGCGUAAGCUGCACUACAGCAAAGAGCACGUUCCAAAGGAAUGA